UCUGAAGGAUCACAAGAAAGCGAAGAAGAAGAAAAGCCUAAGAUUUUGCCCAAAACUCCACCACAACCUGAUAUGCCAUCCAAAGGUGUAGAGCAUAUAAAUACUACAAAAUUAGAGUCUAAGCAAAAAUUCAUCCGACCUUCUCCCGAAAGUAGCUUGUCAGGAAGUGCAGGAGAGCAAGAAGUGAAGAAAGACGUACUAGAACCUCCGGCAACAACGCAUCCUGUUGGUCCACCGUCUACUUUGCCACCAAAUGUUGCGGACGGUCCGUCAAAGAAGGAGGAAAAAGAGUCUAUGCCUCAGGUUCCGACAUUGAAACCUCUGCCGAGUACUUUGCUUUCAUCAAAGACUGCAGAAGUUUCGCAGAUCACAAAGCCAGAGCUGAAGCAUUCUUUUGCAAAGGUUCAUGCUAUCCCUCCUUCUGCUGCAUUGCCAGAAAGUGCAAAGGAAGAAACAUCGAAGAAUAUCAAGCUUGAAACUCCGCCUGCCCUUCCAAAAUAUGUCGAAGAAGACAAAACAGCAAAGGUUGAAGUUAAACCCAUUCCGGCUGCAGUUUCUCCCACAAGGGUACCACUGAAGGCUGUAGAGGUAUUAAACCAAAUGGCACCGGCUAUGUUCACAAUCUCUGAAAUAGAAACGAAGGCUAAAACGUUAAAGUCUGAGCAGUUCUUGGAAGCUCCAGCUUCCAUCUCGCCAUCUGUUCCACAGGGUGAACCAGAUGAUAAGGCAAAAAAGAUAGAACCUUCUGUAUCGACAAAGUCUCAGUCACCACAUCGGCCUACCAUAUUACCAUUCAAGAUUGGAGCGGAUGUGAAAGUGACAAAGUUAAAGCCUAAACAACCGAGAGCGAAAAAGAAGGAACUUGGAUUGAACACAACAACUGCCAUUUCUCCCACAUCCUUACCUUCUCCUUUAAAGGAGAAGAAAAUGAAGUUUGAGCUCCCACCUACGCUAUCUCCAAAGGUUAUGAAGGAUAAAAAGCAUCUCAAAGGAAAAGUGGUACAUUCUCCUGCAGAGCCUCAGACUCUCACUCCUGUCGUCAUGCCAACAAAAAUAGAAGAAAAAUCUUCAAAAAGCGAGCCACGACGGCCGAGUGUAGUGGAGGAAAUGAAUGCAGUGCGAGAGCUGGGUUCACCUCAAGAUGAUGCGACCGAUCGAGAUGGUUUGUCGCUUGAGACCAUAGAUGUGCAUUCAGUUGUCGAUUUACGGCAGCAUGGAACGUUUUACGUUGCAAUGCCAGAUGAAUCGCGGAUAGAAACAAAGGGAUCAACGAACAUUCAAGGAUCCAUAAAGUUGGCAGAUGAUGGUAAAUCGCCGAAGGUCCUUGCUUACAUAAAUGUUGGGUAG
Cylicostephanus goldi is the source of this 1347-nucleotide messenger RNA. The record is from the annotation of a GenBank genome assembly. Lineage: Eukaryota; Metazoa; Nematoda; Chromadorea; Rhabditida; Strongylidae.